Messenger RNA from Amoebophrya sp. A120, 1433 nucleotides. NCBI's taxonomy places the organism in Eukaryota, Dinophyceae, Syndiniales, Amoebophryaceae. The record is from the annotation of a GenBank genome assembly.
ACGCUAUCCCUAGGCUCGGAAUCAGCGUGGAACCAGGGUGAUAGUCGGCAUCGCCCCGCCUUCCUCGCUGCGCAAGUAACAUCUCCUGCAGUGCCAGCUUUGCCGCCGCCGCGACCGCCAUCUCCUCCGCGAGCACGAAGUCCUUCACCCUGGAGUUCUCCCCCUCCCAGUCCUGAUGAUUAUGGGAGCACGCCUGGCGGAGGUCCUUAUGCCGGUCUGUAGCACGCCGGGCGUAGGAGGAUGUUAGGUAUCGUUGCAUGUGUACGCACAGCCGCGAAUUAGUAUGUACUUACAAAUACGAGAUUCACGUCGGUGAGAGAGAUACUGAAGCAUUUUGGUUUCGCCUCGUCCAGUAUGUUCUCCACAAACACAUCCAUGUCAUUUGCUUGCUGGAAGGAGGCCGGUUGUAUGAUUUCUUUUCCUAGUACUAAAACGGCGCACCUUGUUCAUAGUUCACGGACAUCACAACUCGAGUUUCUCUUUGAAAAUAUCUCCUGGAAAAUUUUAUCAUCUUUUUUUCUUGAAUAGCUUCUUGUAGUGUAGUCAGCCGGAGCAUCCGAGGAAAAAAAUAUACAAAGAAGCAGGCGUGAGGCUUCAGGGGAAAUGAACGAACUGUGGACGAUUCGCCUUAUAUAUAGUUACCUUACCGGCUUGCGUACACAGGUAUUUAAUUAUGUUUCGAUUUUCUCACCAGAUUUCCACGCGCCCUUGAAUAUCCGACGGAGCACAUCUUCUUUUUCUGUUUCUUCGGAGCAUAUCUUCUGUUUUCUUCGCUUCAGAGUUGGGGACAUCAUGAUCAGCAUGGAUAAUCUGACUUUUACAUUACGCACACGCAUCCAUACACGCUUACCAGUUGUGCUUGAAUGCUUGCUCUUCAAUUGCAACUGCCAUGUAGCAGCUGUUGUUUGUUGUGACAUAAUUUUUGGGUAUAUGAAAAGACAAAAAGCUCAAAGCUCAUUUAAUUUUAUGGAAUCAUUUUCAGAGUACUCCGAAGACGGUUUGAAAGAUUUAUCACCUUCCCCGCUUUAUGUUGAUUUUUUUAAAAGUAUUUUGUCCGGUUUUUCAUGUUACCGUGAGGGUCGCCGCGAAAUUAAGCAUAAAUUUCGAUUGCCGACGCGCUGCUCGCUUUUACAUUUUUCGAGGACUGGAGUCACACGAAACCUGGUGUUGGUCAGAUUGAUCGUAAAUGCAAAGGUGGAUAAUCAUUUAUUUUUAUUCUCGGAGCUAGAUAGGCUUAAGUACUCAAUAGCUCUAGAUUUCAUUUUAUACGCAUUUUGGUCGUAAGUCGUAGCAGCAGCAGGGAUUCUCAACUAAGAAUUUGGUUGCGAGGCAAUCAAAAUUUUUUGAAUAGCUCUGUCUAGGCUCAGGCGCACAUCAUUUUUGUGGAUCAUCUUGUUUCGUUGGCAUGUGCGGAAUGAGCACUUUGAUAUUGG